Messenger RNA from Chaetura pelagica (chimney swift), 2043 nucleotides. It is a transcript of the gene CHST10, whose product is annotated as carbohydrate sulfotransferase 10. Gene Ontology annotation, biological process: carbohydrate biosynthetic process; proteoglycan biosynthetic process. The transcript has 5 exons. The coding region runs from base 24 to 1112 and encodes 362 amino acids. Gene Ontology annotation, cellular component: membrane. Lineage: Eukaryota; Metazoa; Chordata; Aves; Apodiformes; Apodidae. The record is from RefSeq and is a predicted model, not a curated record. Gene Ontology annotation, molecular function: sulfotransferase activity.
GAAGCAACAACUUUAUAUGGCUCAUGUCUGACAACAUGCACCACCAGUGGCUGCUGCUAGCUGCAUGCUUUUGGGUGAUAUUCAUGUUCAUGGUUGCUAGCAAGUUUAUCACAUUAACUUUCAAAGACCCAGAUGGCUACAGUGCCAAGCAAGAGCCACUGAUACUGACAGCUGUGACAAAAGUGGAGGAGGUACAUGUGCCAGAGGAAAAACAUUGGCCUGAAGAACUCCAGCCAACUGGAAAAGCUUUUUCUGGAAAUCUGAUCCGCCAGCCCCUGGUUCAUAUGGAAAGACUUGAGCUUCUCAGGAAUGUCUGCAGGGACACUGCAUUGAGAAAUCUCUCUCACACUGCAGUUUCCAAAUUCGUCUUGGAUCGAAUAUUUGUAUGUGACAAGCACAAGAUCCUGUUUUGUCAGACGCCAAAAGUGGGCAACACUCAGUGGAAAAAAGUCUUGAUCGUUUUAAAUGGAGCAUUUUCUUCCAUAGAAGAGAUCCCAGAAAAUGUUGUACAUGAUCAUGAGAAGAACGGCCUUCCACGCUUGUCCUCCUUCAGUGACUCUGAAAUUAAAAAACGACUGAAUUUGUACUUCAAGUUUUUUAUUGUUCGAGAUCCAUUUGAGAGACUUAUUUCUGCAUUUAAAGACAAGUUUGUGCACAACCCUCGGUUCGAACCUUGGUACCGGCAUGAAAUUGCUCCUGGCAUCAUUCGCAAAUACAGGAAGAACCGCACAGAGACCAAAGGGCUGCAGUUUGAGGAUUUUGUGCGCUAUCUGGGGGACCCUAAUCACCGCUGGCUGGAUGUUCAGUUCGGGGACCACAUCAUUCACUGGGUAACGUACGUGGAGCUCUGCGCCCCCUGUGAAAUCACCUACAGUGUGAUCGGACACCACGAGACCCUGGAGGACGAUGCUCCGUACAUCUUGAAGGCAGCUGGCAUAGACCACCUGGUGUCGUACCCCACGAUUCCACCAGGCAUAACAGUGUACAACAGAACAAAAGUAGAGCGGUACUUUUCGGGAAUUAGCAAGAGGGACAUAAGACGCCUCUACGCCCGGUUUGAAGGUGAUUUUAAACUCUUUGGAUAUCGGGAGCCAGAUUUCUUGCUUAACUGACACCUAGGAUAAGCUCGGAAGUGUCUCGUCGAUGAAUUUAAACCUGCGUGAAUACCAGCUGCAACACUGACAGAGCUGAGAAUGACCAUUUGUCUUCUAGCUUUUUGAUGUUGCUCCGUUUUUCAGUGAAAUAUUUGUCAUAAUGAACAAGUCGGGGCUUAUAGUUGUUGUUUGCUGACCAUGUUUUCUGUAUGUGACAUUGCAAUCUGUUAGGAAUUAAGUGUCUGUUACCUGAAAUACAGAAUUCCACUCCUACCCUGUUCCCCUCAGGAAAAAAAAGGGGAAGGAGGAAUAGGCUAUGAUCUUUCUCUCCCAGACAGAAUGCCUUUUUUAAAAUGCUGUGAAGUUAUAAAGAUGGCAAUUUCACUGUAGGUUAACUGUGAUAUGGGUGAACUUCGUGAUUCAUGCUCAUGAGAAGGGCAUGCAGUCUCCCAUGAGCUUUGAAAAGGAAAGGCCAGUACAGGACUAAAAAUUGAUUAAAUGCUUGACAAAUAAAAUAAUCUAGGCUGCUGUAAUAACAGUAAUGCUGAUCUAAUCCCAUUUUUGUUUGUCACGAAAUGAACCUAAUUAGACAGAAGCUUUAGAGUUGUUAAAAAAGAGACUGGUUCCAGAGUCCAGUUGUCUUUGUGUUUUUGUCAAGUGUUCACUGUACUUGCUACUGGUCCAUUGAGCCUCAUAAUUCUCCUUUGAUUUUCAAAAUAUGAUUUAACUCCUGGCUUUGUAAGUUAUCUGAGAACACCAGAUGCAAAUGGAGCAUAGAAGAAACAUGAAACUCCUAGGGAAACUUUAAGGAAAAUUAAUUUAAAAUAAAUUAUUAAUUGUAUUUGUGGGAGCACAUAUAGAAGUCACAAGAUGUUCCCACAAAAUUUAACUUGUUUUGUCUUCUAACAGUUAAGAUAAUAAAAGAAGCCACAAAAGCAGGAUGUCAUAU